AUGGCUCCACCUUCCCAUCUGAAGAUGAAGAUGAAGAUGCUCGCCGUGGUGUGCGUCCUUGUGCUGGUCGGCCUCAGCUUGAGCCAGCAGGCGACGGCGUCGGGCUGCGAUGACUGCGCCGACGAACACAAUCCGGCGGUUUGUGCUCGCAGUUGCACUGAAUAUUCCAGCGCCGAGCAUUCCUGCGCUGGCUGCCCCAUGCUGCAAAGCAUGCUUUCGUGCUCGCAAAAAUGCUUGGAUGGUUGCUUUCACGCGUGCGGUAGACGGCCCUGA
Messenger RNA from Triticum turgidum subsp. durum (durum wheat), 273 nucleotides. The record is from the annotation of a GenBank genome assembly. NCBI's taxonomy places the organism in Eukaryota, Viridiplantae, Streptophyta, Magnoliopsida, Poales, Poaceae.